UGUUCACUACAGAGAGAAUGAAGCUUCCGCUUUUGCUUGUAUUCCUGGGAAUCACUUGGUGUCUUAUUGGCGAAUCAGAGGGAUCGUGGUGGAGAAAACGGCGCUGUCGCAGAAUCUGUAUAGCUAAAUAUUGCCGAACGGUGUGUCUUGGAAAAAGAAGCGAAGUGUCUGGUAGUUCCCCACUACCUUGCGACUUUGCGGCCUGGGACAAGAACGGGGACGGCCAUGUUGAUUUGGAGGAGUUUUCUUCUAUGGCCUAUCCAUUUGUCAAAGAGGGAGAUUUGGCGUCAGUCUUUCAAGCUACUGACGCGGAUGGAAACCAACAGAUUUCGAAGACAGAACUACACAAAGCUGAAUUAAUGUUUGAAAAAUGUUAGAUAAUAGUUGAUGCAAAAAUAAAUCACAUACUGAA
Magallana angulata is the source of this 412-nucleotide messenger RNA. RefSeq lists its product as uncharacterized. The record is from RefSeq and is a predicted model, not a curated record. The transcript is spliced from 4 exons. The coding region runs from base 18 to 377 and encodes 119 amino acids. Gene Ontology annotation, molecular function: calcium ion binding. Lineage: Eukaryota; Metazoa; Mollusca; Bivalvia; Ostreida; Ostreidae.